Olea europaea var. sylvestris is the source of this 2358-nucleotide messenger RNA. RefSeq names its product E3 ubiquitin-protein ligase RGLG2-like. The transcript is spliced from 12 exons. NCBI's taxonomy places the organism in Eukaryota, Viridiplantae, Streptophyta, Magnoliopsida, Lamiales, Oleaceae. The coding region runs from base 729 to 2141 and encodes 470 amino acids. The record is from RefSeq and is a predicted model, not a curated record.
UAGUUAGAUUACUUAUUUAAAAGCCAACGUUGUUGAGGUGCCGGUGUAUUGAAAUCUGACUGCUUGUUUGAGCUAUAGAAGCACGGAAUCGUUGGUUUGAGCUUUUUUGAGUCUGAUAUGAAUCUUGGGAUUACAUAUUUUAAGCAACAUUGACCCUUAAUAUAUACAUUUUGAAAAGUAAAAGUCUGGUAAUUAUUGAAGAGGAAAGAGAGGGGUAUUGACUGGAAUUUUUUAAGGUUUUUUAUUACAUUUCAAGUUAUCGUUCAAUUUUACUCUUCUUUGCCCCCUUUCCUUGCAAUUAACUUUUGUUCAUUUCCUGUGUCUGUAUAAAAUGAUUGGUCACAUGACUUCCCUUGCUUUUCCUUCUUAAGACCGUUCAAAACUUUGGAGUUUACCAUAUUUCAGCAAAUAUUGAGCUGUUGCAACUCUGUAAUUUGUAAUUGUCUGGAAGUUUGUGGAAGAGACUUGGUGGCGGUGGUUAAGGGUCUAUUUGAAGUUGGGGUACCGUGUCAUCUUCUCUCUCUUACUUGCCUUGCCUAUUAUGAGUUAUGGAAUUUACAAUCCAUUGUAUCUUGUCAUGCAUCAUGUAGGAAGACGUGAUCUGUGUUAUAUUCAACUAGAAUUCAUAUUUUUAAUUGUUUAUGUCAUUUUGGGGGUGUUUUUAUCUUGACCUGGAGGAGCACCAAUAGGUAUAAGAUUUUUUUGGUGGUUCUGGACGAUGGAUUUUGAUGGGCUUGUUGAGUUUGCGGAUUUUUAUCUUGUUGGUAAUUGAUUUGAUGGGAGCCAAGAGUUCUACUUCUAGGAAUGGGAGGAGUUGGAGUCAGUCUUCAUCAACUCGGUCUACUUCUUCAUCGUCAUGGAAUUAUCGUCAUUCUCAAUCAUCGGUUUCACAAUAUGCUCAGAAUUACCCUGUGCAGCAACCAUAUUCUGCUGAGGAUCCACCACCAAACCAUUACUAUGCUCCUCCUCCUCCCAAUUAUGGGGUUUCAUCCCAAUCACAUGCACCACAAAAGAAGCUCGAAAGGAGGUAUUCAAGGAUUGCGGACAAUUAUAAUUCGUUAGAGGAGGUGACUGAAGCUCUUUCUCGUGCUGGCCUCGAGUCUUCAAAUCUAAUUAUUGGCAUUGAUUUCACUAAGAGCAAUGAGUGGACAGGUAAGAGAUCCUCCAAUGGUAGAAGCUUACAUCACAUCGGAAGUGGUUUAAAUCCUUAUGAACAAGCAAUAUCCAUCAUUGGGAAAACGCUGGGAGCUUUUGAUGAAGAUAACUUGAUUCCCUGUUUUGGAUUUGGAGACGCAUCAACGCAUGAUCAAGAUGUAUUCAGCUUCUAUCCUGAUGAAAGAUUUUGCAAUGGGUUUGAGGAGGUGUUGAGUCGUUACAGAGAGAUUGUUCCUCAUCUAAAACUUGCAGGACCAACAUCCUUUGCCCCUAUUAUUGAAAUGGCCAUGAGUAUUGUUGAGCAGAAUGGAGGACAAUACCAUGUUUUACUAAUUAUUGCAGAUGGACAGGUUACCAGAAGUGUCGAUACUGAACGCGAUCAGCUAAGUCCACAGGAGCAGAUAACUGUUCAAGCCAUUGUUGAAGCAAGCAAGUUGCCGUUGUCUAUCAUUUUGAUCGGAGUUGGAGAUGGACCCUGGGACAUGAUGAAGGAAUUUGAUGAUAACAUUCCAGCUCGGGACUUUGAUAAUUUCCAGUUUGUAAAUUUCACUGAGAUUAUGUGCAAAAAUGUGCACCAAUCUCGAAAAGAGACAGAAUUUGCUCUUGCAGCAUUGAUGGAAAUUCCAUCUCAAUUUAAAGCAACAAUGGAGCUUAAUUUGUUGGGCGGACAAAAAGGACAUGGUGCAGAGAGGGUUCCUCUUCCACCACCUGUCUAUGGUGCAGCAUCUGGCACCAAUUCAGAACUCGAUUGUGCAACUAGUUUUCAGCAGAGUUCAAGUUCAUAUUAUGAUGCCAACAGUUCAGUCGAUGCAGUCCCAUCUGCUCCGAGUUCAACAUAUGACAACCAGAUUUGUCCUGUUUGCUUCAGUAACCGAAAGGACAUGGCAUUUGGUUGUGGGCAUCAGACAUGCUGCGACUGUGGAAAUAACCUUCAGCUUUGUCCAAUUUGCCAGAGUUCAAUCCAAACCAGAAUAAAACUCUACUGAGUAGCUUGUUUGCUUGUUAAAACGUAGCUGCUGCUAAAAAACUAACAGGUUAGCACGGCUUGCUUCUCCGUCGUUAUCUCCCUCAUCUGCCCAUCCCUUUUGUGCCAAAUUAUUUUAAUUUGUUCUUGAUGUAAAAAUUUAGUAGUUUGAGUUGAUGCAUCAUUGUAAAUUUAUGGUGUUGACAUUAUACACAGCACAUAAUCUUAUUUAUAUACAU